UUCUGUAAUCUGUCAAUCAAUGUGAAUUGUGUAUGUUUGUAGUACCCAAAUAAUUAUUAGUUUGCAACGAAACACUACUCUUUGAACAAAAUUUUGAAUCAAGUUUUAAGUGGGCGAAUACAACUAUAGCCAGAAUUAGGACUUAUAACAAAAAUAAUAUAAAUUUCAUAGAGUAACAGAUACAAACGAUAACAGUAUGGAAUCUCAAUUUGUAAAUAAAUUUAAGCAACUUGAUGCAUAUGCUAAAACAUUGGAAGACUUUAGAGUAAAAACGGCAACUGGCGCAAUUAUUACAGUUACCGGUGCAUUAAUAAUGGUUCUACUUAUCCUUUCUGAAUUGCACACAUACAUGUCACCUAAUAUUUCAGAGGAGUUAUUUGUAGACACAUCAAGGGGACACAAAUUAAGAAUUAACUUUGAUAUUAUUGUUCCUAGAAUAUCAUGUGAUUACUUAGUUUUAGAUGCUAUGGACUCUUCCGGAGAGCAACACCUUCAAAUGGACCAUAAUAUACAUAAACGAAGAUUAAAUUUAGAAGGUGAACCAAUAGAGGAACCUAAAAAAGAAGAAAUGGUGCUGUCCUCAACUAUAAAGCAGAAUUCAUCAGAGAUAGCAAAAAUUACUUGUGGUACGUGUUAUGGAGCUGCCUUCAAUGAAACCCAGUGCUGUAAUACUUGUGAUGAUGUCAAAGAAGCAUAUAGACUAAGACGCUGGGCAUUACCUGAUUUGGCAACAAUAGAACAAUGUAAAGAUGAUGAGUCAUUAGAAAGAACUAAUCUUGCUCUCAAAGAAGGCUGUCAGAUUUUUGGUUACAUGGAAGUUAAUAGGGUUGGUGGAAGUUUCCACAUAGCUCCAGGCAAAAGUUUUACCAUAAAUCAUGUACAUGUACAUGAUGUUCAACCCUUUUCCUCAUCAGUAUUUAAUACAACACAUAUAAUAAGACAUCUAUCAUUUGGAACUGAUAUCAAAGAGGCUAACACUGCCCCCUUGGAUGGAGUAGAGGGUUUGGCUAAAGAAGGUGCUGUUAUGUUUCAGUAUUAUUUAAAAAUAGUUCCAACAGUGUACAUAAAAUUAGACAAUACAGUUCUACACACAAACCAGUUCUCUGUAACGAGACAUAAAAAGCCUGUGUCAAAUGUAAAUACAGAAUCUGGUAUGCCAGGGGCAUUCUUUAGUUAUGAAUUAUCACCCUUAAUGGUAAAAUAUACAGAAAAGGAAAGGUCAAUAGGCCAUUUUGCUACAAAUAUAUGUGCAAUUGUAGGAGGUGUAUUCACUGUAGCUGGAAUUUUUGACACUCUUUUAUAUCACUCGCUCAAUGCCUUCCAACACAAAGUUGUUCUAGGUAAAGCAGGCUAACUUCCAACACUACAAAGUU
Messenger RNA from Pararge aegeria (speckled wood butterfly), 1373 nucleotides. RefSeq names its product endoplasmic reticulum-Golgi intermediate compartment protein 3. Gene Ontology annotation, biological process: endoplasmic reticulum to Golgi vesicle-mediated transport; retrograde vesicle-mediated transport, Golgi to endoplasmic reticulum. The record is from RefSeq and is a predicted model, not a curated record. Bases 197 to 1354 code for a protein of 385 amino acids. Gene Ontology annotation, cellular component: endoplasmic reticulum membrane; COPII-coated ER to Golgi transport vesicle; endoplasmic reticulum. The transcript has 8 exons. NCBI's taxonomy places the organism in Eukaryota, Metazoa, Arthropoda, Insecta, Lepidoptera, Nymphalidae.